AUGGCGUACAGCUUAUCGCAGUCGUACUUCGGCGCGAACCUGAUUUCAGACUUCAACUUUAUCAACUAUGCCGACCCAUCCAACGGCUUCGUAAGGUACCAAAGCCAGCCUGACGCCCUCGCAAAGGGCCUCUACUUCAUCGACCCGGACACGCAGGCCGUGACGCUGGGCGUGGACAACAAGAACACGUACGGCCUCAGCGACGGACGGCCGAGUUUGAGGCUGGAGAGCAAGAGACAGUAUAACCAUGGCCUGUUUAUCGGCGAUUUCGCGCACAUGCCGCCAUCGGUUUUCUGGAUGUAUGGACCGGACUGGCCUACAAGCGGAGAAAUUGACAUCAUCGAGGGCGCGAACCAGGCUACGAAGAACAUCCUUUCCGGACACACUACAUCAGGAUGCCGUAUCCCAGACUCUCCCGCCGCCGCCGGCCAACCUCUCCUCCUCGACUGCGAAAGCCCAGGUACCACCAACAACGCCGGCUGCAACUACCUUCCACCAGCCUCGGACACGCACACCUACGGAGACGCCUUCAACGCCGUCGGCGGCGGCGUCUACGCGCUUGAGUGGACCUCGGAGGCCAUCAGUAUCUGGCACUGGCCGCGACAGAGCAUCCCCGAUGAUAUUAUUGCCAAGAACCCGGAUCCGUCCGGUUGGGGCCUGCCGUCUGCGCUGUUUGGGACGUCGUCGUGUGAUGUAGACACAUACUUUAAGGAUAUGAGUAUUGUGAUUCAGACGAACUUCUGCGGUGAUUAUGCUGCCAACAUCUGGGGCAAGGACGGGGAUACCUGUAAUCAGCGGGCGCCGACGUGCGUUGAGUACGUGGCAAACAACCCUACCGCAUUCGCAAACGCGUACUGGGAAGUCAACUACAUCGACGUCUACGAACAAGGCCUCGCCACGAACACCACCGCCAGCCCGUCCGAGCCGACGACAACGACAACGGUCCAGACCACAUCGACAAUCUACACUACGGUACCGAACCCUGCCACUAUCGUGACGAGUUUCACGCAAAACGGUACCGUCAUCGUGUCCACCGCCACAAUGCAGGCCUCCCAAGUCUCGUCCGUCGUCCUGUCCACCGUCGUGGGACCGACCGCCACGGCACCCCCCAGCCCCUCGACGGACCCCGUAGUCCCAGGGCGCGAGCCGGCGACGAUCGGGGAGUACGCGUACCUCGGCUGCUUCGGCUCCGGGACCGGGUUCCAGAGCUUCUUGCUCAAGGCCUCGGCGGCGGAUAUGACGCUCGGCAAGUGUAUUGAUCUCUGCAGACCUGGGAAAUACGCCGGUGUCCGCGAAAGCGAAUGCUUCUGCGCAGACGACCUCGACCCAGACACCAGAGCAACAACAGACCGCGCCCUCUGCAACAGCCCCUGUCCAGGAAACAACACCCAGCUCUGCGGCGGCACCACAAGCACCCCGGCCACAAAGCCAAAGCGCGACACCCUCCCGCCGUCCUUCUCCUCGAACCCCCAUCGCCGCCUCAUGCACCUCCACCUCCACCGCCGCGCCGCGCCCUCCACCUACCUCUUGUCAGUUUACGCCCGCCUCACGGACGAAGUACCCCCCAACGCCCCGCCCCUGGGCGACCCGGAACCCCAUACCCCGUCCACAUCGACGCUCGUCACGACGGUGACAUACACCACCGUCUGCGCCACCGACGCGGCGCGCCUGACGCCCGCGGAGCAUUGUACCACGAUCCUGGUACCGGGUUGCAACAAGUACUGCGGCGGUGACGGGAUGCAGCCCGCGGCCGUGAGCGUACCGAUGACGACGACGGUGGCUUCGUGCGCCGGGUGUGGUGCCGACGGCGCGGACCGUGUGACACUGACGGUGCCGUUUUUGGUGCUUGCGGUGCCGGGCACCGGAGCCGGGGCCGGUGUCGGGACGUCGACGGGGUAUUGGCCCACUGGAUCGGUGACGGGUGCGGCGGCGACCCCGCCUGUGACCGGGAGACCCACUCCGUCGAUGGUGUCUGUUAGUGCGGCGGCGUCCGUGGCGGAGGUGAACUUUGGGUGGGCUGUUGGGUUGGGGGUCGCUAUUGCGGUUGUACGAUUCGCGUUGAUGUUUUUCUGA
This is a messenger RNA of Colletotrichum scovillei, 2073 nucleotides long. Its product is annotated as putative mixed-linked glucanase. Lineage: Eukaryota; Fungi; Ascomycota; Sordariomycetes; Glomerellales; Glomerellaceae. The transcript has 8 exons. The record is from RefSeq and is a predicted model, not a curated record. Gene Ontology annotation, biological process: glucan catabolic process. Bases 1 to 2073 code for a protein of 690 amino acids.